AUGGGUUAUGCAACAACAUUUUUACGCUCACAGCUUUUCACCAAGCUGCCGUACCCAAACUCAAGCUUCGCUGGUCAGACCGUCAUCAUAACUGGAAGCAAUACUGGUCUCGGCCUCGAAGCUGCCCGACACAUUGCUCGUCUGGGGGCUGUCAGGGUCAUUCUUGCAUGCCGUACAAUCUCGAAGGGUCAAGCCGCAGCAGCAGACAUCGCCAGUUCCGAACACCUCAAAUGCGAUCGCAUCGAAGUGUGGGAGUUGAAUCUUUCGAGUUAUGAAUCUGUCAAAGCCUUCGGUCAACGUGUACAGCAACUUGAUCGUCUUGAUGCUUUCAUCCAGAAUGCCGGCAUCUUGACCACCCAAUAUCGACUUGAGGAGGACGAAGAAAGUACUGUCACUAUCAACGUGACCAGCGCAACCCUUCUCGGUCUGUCAGUCCUUCCCAAGCUUCGAGAAAGUGCNCAAAAGUAUGGCGUCCGCGGCAGAUUGUCAUUCGUGGGAUCUGACCUUCAAUACAUUGCCAAAUUCAAGGAGGCCGAAACGACAGGCUCACUGUACGCAGCUUUGAACAACAAGGAGGGAGUGGACAUGGACGACAGAUACAAAGUGUCCAAGCUUCUGCUGCUCUACACAGUUCGCGAAAUAGCUGCUCGCAGUCCAAUCAACGAAGAAUCCAAUGUCAUCAUCGAUUACCUGACCCCUGGAGCAUGCAAGUCCGACAUCUUCCGAGAUGAUGCCUCAUGUAAGAAACAUCACUGGGGGGCGAAGACAGCAGUAUUAAUUCUCACUUCCACUAGGNNGAUUCAAAAGUUGAUCAUGAAUCUCAUGAUCUCUAUCAUCGCCCGCGCAACCGAGCAAGGAAGUCGUACGCUUGUUCACGCCGCCAGUCCUGACAUCAGCACCAAAGCCCAUGGCGCAUUCUUGAUGGAUUGUCAAGUCUUCCCCAACGGUGACAAUAUCGAUAGCGAGAAGGGACGCAAGAUGCAGAAGAAAUUUACCGAAGAGCUUUUCGCGAAACUCGAGACGAUUCAACCAGGCAUCACAUCCUGCCUCUGA
Molecule: messenger RNA, 1053 nt
Organism: Aureobasidium musti
Lineage: Eukaryota; Fungi; Ascomycota; Dothideomycetes; Dothideales; Saccotheciaceae
Source: the annotation of a GenBank genome assembly